GAGAAGGGGUGGGGUGAGCCGAGGCCCGACACCCUCCCAAGCUCCUCCUGCCUCCCCCCCACCCCCACCUACUAAGGCGCCCAGCAAGCUGCGCUCCGCUCACUGGCCGCCGGUCCCAGCCAGCCUAACGAUCUUGUUGUGCCUCGGGCCAAGACCUCACCAAAAUGCCGUCUCAAAUGGAACACGCCAUGGAAACGAUGAUGUUCACGUUUCACAAAUUUGCUGGGGAUAAAGGCUACCUAACGAAGGAGGACCUGAGAGUGCUCAUGGAAAAGGAGUUCCCUGGGUUUUUGGAAAAUCAAAAAGACCCUCUGGCCGUAGACAAAAUAAUGAAAGACCUGGACCAAUGCCGAGAUGGCCGAGUGGGCUUCCAGAGCUUCUUUUCGCUAAUCGCUGGGCUCACCAUCGCGUGCAAUGACUAUUUUGUAGUGCACAUGAAGCAGAAGGGGAAGAAGUAGGCAGCUGAGCAGCUACUUCCUCCCCGAGAAAGAGGUCUCCCAAUGGGUCGCUUAAGGAAUCUCUGCUCCACAGCUUCCCCCUGUAUGAGGAUUUCAUGAGCAGACUGGGACCCUUAGAAAAUGUAUAAAUAAAACCCCACCCCCAUUUGACAAGAGAAAGAAAAGCCAAUUAAAGCCAGAUAAGCUUUUGAUGUUUA
Phyllostomus discolor (pale spear-nosed bat) is the source of this 655-nucleotide messenger RNA. RefSeq names its product S100 calcium binding protein A10 (gene S100A10). The record is from RefSeq and is a predicted model, not a curated record. Gene Ontology annotation, cellular component: cytoplasm. NCBI's taxonomy places the organism in Eukaryota, Metazoa, Chordata, Mammalia, Chiroptera, Phyllostomidae. The transcript has 3 exons. The coding region runs from base 165 to 458 and encodes 97 amino acids.